This is a messenger RNA of Diabrotica virgifera virgifera (western corn rootworm), 2044 nucleotides long. RefSeq lists its product as uncharacterized. The transcript is spliced from 9 exons. NCBI's taxonomy places the organism in Eukaryota, Metazoa, Arthropoda, Insecta, Coleoptera, Chrysomelidae. The coding region runs from base 175 to 1914 and encodes 579 amino acids. The record is from RefSeq and is a predicted model, not a curated record.
CGUUUCAUAUCAAAAAUAGAAGAAUUGUCACUAUCUUGGGCAUUAAUAUUUAUUUUACUUUACAUUGUUUUUAAUAUGAAUUAGGAUUUUUGUAUUGAUCCUAUAUCUUUUAUGUGAGGAUACUAUUAUAGAUAGAUUAACUAUACUUGACAUAUUUCAGAGAUAUAAAAAUAAAUGGAAUCAGAAGCAUCUCUAAUUUUGACUGGAGAAACUACUACAACCAUUGAAAAGUCCGAUGAUAAAUCUUCAACGUCAAAUCCUUUGAUGGUAGUUAGACGUAAAGGAGAUAAAAUUUAUUAUGUCAAAGAUGAAAAUAUUUGGAUGAAUGAUAAUGAAGUCCGUCAAAGUAAACCGAGUGUCCAAAAAGCUAGUAAUCCAUCCGCGACGAAAGAAACGGAAAAUGAUAUAAUAAAUUCAGAAUCUUCCGUUAAGACGUUCACUUUUGAUGAACAUCAAAACAGCUCAGAAACAGAAAAAUGCAUAGAAUUUUGGAAAGCUGUCAUGGAACGAAACCUACAACCUAUAAAAGCAAAUAUAAUACGAGAAACAGUGGACUUACAACGCGCAGAUUCAGACAUAACAGAUGAAAAAAAGAAUCGAGAAAUAGAACAAGCGGUGAAAAGGGCAACUGAUAAUAUACACGCUGAAUACAGAGCACUUUGGACAUCUCUUAUCCAAGAAAUUAAAGCCAAUAAAUUAGAGCAAUUAAAAAAAAGUGUUAAAGUACGAUGUCAAGUAUGUGCCACUUCAAAUGUUCAAUUAGAUGUACGAAAUUGUGAUGUUAAAAAGAAACCAACUAAUAAAACAGAAGUAAUAACUAAGUUGACACCAGUAGAAGAAAAGGAAAAGUACUGUGCUAUACCUCGAUCCAAACAGAAAAAAGUAACUGAUGUAAAGGGAAGAAAGAAGUCAAAAAAAUCCUGCCUAAGAAAAGAUGGUGAUUGUGAUUGUCUUAAAAAGGGAUGUAAAUGUCCCUUUCCAUACGUAUUAAAACAUAAAGCAGAUGCUGACAAAGAGACAGAUAAAAUAAAAGACGUGCCAUGUCACUGCUGCCAAGCUGAUUUAUCUGACUCAGAGGAAGAAGUAGAAGUUAUGGCAAUAAAUUUAAAUAACGAUGUAAAAGAAAAAUUGCCAUUAGAUGAAGAAUUAACUGAGAAGCAAGAUUUAAGUACUAAAGUAUACGAAGAAGAAAUGUAUGGAGAAAUAGAAGAUAACGGCACAGACAUAAAUGAUAUAAAUGGCAAUAUUGUAAUGAUCCAUGCAGAAUCGUUACCUUCGAAUGAGUCGGUGGAGUCCUCAGUGAAGUCCACAGUUGAUUUAUCUCAACUUGACAGUAGCGAUGUGAGAAAAGUAUCAAUGAUUCUGCCUACCACUGGAGAAGUAAAAGUUAUUGAAAGACAACAGGUCGACAAUUUGAUGUGGGAAAAACCGAUAAUAAAACGUAAAGGUCUGGCAACACCUAAAGAUUCAUUUAUGUUAAUGCAACACCAACAUCUAUUAAAAGAAGGUAGCAAAGUCUUACAUCCCAAUUAUUUUAAAUACGGUAGUGCAACAACAACGGGAAAAUUGUCUUAUAAGUUGCCAUCUGGAAAAGUAGAGGUAUUAGAAAGGGAAAUCGUGGAAGAUACAGACUGGGAAAUGCCAAAAAAUUAUUGUAAAUACCCUAGGUCAAUUUUAGCCUCUGUCCCAUCACUUGAAGUCUAUAAGUCAAGAAUGUCCAAGUCCAAGAGUUAUUCCAAUAGAUCCACUGAUGAUUUAAAACCGAUUUUAAAAAACUCUAAGACUCAAUUUCAAUCCUUGCAUUACAAUUCUGAGAAUAGCACAAGUGAGGUAUAUUUAAAAAGUCCAAAACACUCGACCGAUUCUAGUGAUUCAGAUAAAUAUUCUCAAUAUUCUGAAAGACAAUCAUUUUAAUUUGUUUAUUACAUGAAGAAACACUUGUCAGGAACUGCUUAAUACAUACAAUGUAUAUACACGAUUUAUAUAUACCUACUGUUAUUAUACAUUUUUAGAAUAAAAGAUUCCAAAACAACUACAACUAUUU